Messenger RNA from Notolabrus celidotus (New Zealand spotty), 3638 nucleotides. It is a transcript of the gene trpc4apa, whose product is annotated as transient receptor potential cation channel, subfamily C, member 4 associated protein a. NCBI's taxonomy places the organism in Eukaryota, Metazoa, Chordata, Actinopteri, Labriformes, Labridae. Gene Ontology annotation, cellular component: Cul4A-RING E3 ubiquitin ligase complex. The record is from RefSeq and is a predicted model, not a curated record. Gene Ontology annotation, molecular function: phosphatase binding. Gene Ontology annotation, biological process: ubiquitin-dependent protein catabolic process.
UUCUAUUCUAUUCUAUUCUAAACAUGAUAUUUAUUGUUUGAUGGUUGUUGUCAUGGUUAUGUUGUUAUUGGAAUCCAAUAAAUAAGUAGACUGAAGUGAACUAUAUGAUAAAUGAGCAUCAUAUAUGAAACUACCUAAAAGGAAAGCCUUGUCUGUAUUUUGACUGUGAGUGUAAACAAGACAGUAAAUAAACAGGAGCCAGUGGUUCUCGUGUAGUGUGCGUCUCUGCCAGCAGAAGUCGCUUUUUUACCUCCAACGCUUCAUCAAAGCCUUCUACUUCCUGCCCGAGCAGAUCAGUUCAGGAAGAAGAAAUCAUGGCGACGCUUUUGGGGUCCGAGUCCCCUUGUACUGGAGGAAAACGAAGACAUUGCAACGGCAACAUCGUCUCAAAGGUCACAGCCAGUAAAAUCACCGGGCAGGGAUACAGUCGAGGAACACAGCUCCCAGUUGGCCUGCUCCAGGAGAGAGAUAAACGGGCCAAAUGGCAUGGCAUCCCUACUCUGCUGCAAAAGCUCUAUGAGAGCAGCCAUCCCAACAGUGACCUCUCACAUGCCCACAGCUUUCUAAAGGUUUUAUCAUCCCAGCUCUCCAUGGAGGCCAUGUCUUUUGUCACAGAGGACAGGAAGACUGCUCAGGAAUCCACCUUCCCCAACACACACACCUUUGACCUAUUUGGUGGAGUCGAUCUGCUUGUGGAGAUUUUGAUGAGACCUACAUUAACAAUUCAGAAGAAAAAACCCAAAAUGAAUGAUGAAUUGGUCAAAGACUGCCUUAGUGUUCUCUACAACUGUUGCAUAUGUGUAAACGGAAGGGUCACAAAGAGCCUGGCGUCGAGGGAUGACUUUGUUCUGUUUCUCUUCACCCUGAUGACAAACAAAAAGACCUUUCUGCAGACUGCAACCCUAAUUGAAGAUAUCCUUGGAGUUAAAAAGGAGAUGAUUCAGUUGGAGGGCAUCCCUAACCUGUCAGGCCUGGUCCAAAGCUUUGACCAACAACAACUAGCCAACUUCUGCCGCAUCCUCUCAGUCACCAUCUCUGAACCUGAUGUAGGAAACGAUGACAAGCACACCCUGUUGGCCAAAAAUGCCCAGCAGAAACGCAAUGCUAGCCCCUCACGGGCAGAGGUCAACCAGGUUACCCUUCUGAAUAUUCCUGGCUUCAUCGAGCGGCUGUGUAAGCUGGCAACUAGAAAAGUGUCUGAGGCCACAGGAGCCAACUUCCUGCAGGAGCUGGAGGACUGGUACACUUGGCUAGACAAUGCUCUGGUGCUGGAUGCCCUCAUGCAAAUGGCAACAGAGGAACCUGAACAAAGCAGUACUGAGUCAUCAGAUGAGAGUUCCCUCGCCACCAGCCCUCUGAGACAUCGGCUGCCCCAGUCCAUGAAGAUUGUCCAUGAGAUCAUGUACAAAGUGGAAGUGCUAUAUGUGCUGUGUGUUCUUCUCAUGGGCCGACAAAGAAACCAGGUCCACAAGAUGCUGGCAGAGUUCCGUCUCAUCCCAGGGCUCAAUAACCUGUUUGACAAACUGAUCUGGAGGAAAUACACUGCCUCAAAUCAUGUGGUACAUGGCCAGAAUGAGAACUGCGACUGUAGUCCGGAAAUAUCCUUUAAAAUCCAGUUCCUUAGACUACUUCAGAGUUUCAGUGACCAUCAUGAAAACAAAUACCUCCUGCUGAAUAGCCAGGAGCUGAAUGAACUGAGUGCCAUAUCCAUGAAGGCCAACAUCCCUGAGGUCGAAGCCCUGGUCAACACAGACAGAAGCCUUGUGUGUGAUGGGAAGAAGGGUCUCCUCACACGCAUCCUCACUGUCAUGAAGAGGGAACCUCCAGACUCAUCCUUCAGAUUCUGGCAGGCAAGGGCAGUGGAGUUUCUCCGUGGAGCCACCUCCUAUGCAGACCAAAUGUUCCUUCUCAAGAGAGGACUACUAGAGCACAUCCUAUUCUGCAUCAUAGACAGUGGAUGCACAUCCCGAGAUGUCCUACAGAGCUACUUUGAUCUGCUGGGAGAGCUCAUGAAGUUCAACAUUGAUGCCUUCAAAAGAUUCAACAAAUAUGUCAACACUCCAGAGAAGUUUCAGACUUUCCUAACACAGAUCAACAGUUCUCUGGUGGACUCUAACAUGCUGGUACGCUGCAUCGUCCUGUCAUUGGACCGCUUUGAGAGUCAAACCGAAGAUGUUAAAGUGGUGGAGGUACUUUCAGAGUGCUGCCUGCUGUCCUACAUGGCCAGAGUUGAGAACAGGCUUUCCUUUCUCUUUCGCCUGAUCAACAUCAUCAACGUACAAACUCUCACACAGGAGAACGUGAGCUGUUUAAACACCAGUUUGGUGAUCUUGAUGCUGGCCAGGAGAAAAGCUAAACUGCCCUUCUACCUCAAUGCCCUGCGGGAGAAGGAGUAUGCUGAGAAGUACCCAGGCUGCCUGCUCAACAACUUCCACAACUUACUGCGCUUCUGGCAGCGCCACUACCUCAACAAGGACAAAGACAGCACCUGUCUGGAGAAUAGCUCUUGUAUUCCCUUUAGCUACUGGAAGGAGACGGUGUCUGUGCUGCUGGGUUUAGACAGGACUUCUCUGUGUGCCAUAGCGAGCUACAUUGAUGAGCCCUUCAUGGACCUGGACAGAGACCUGCUGGAGGAUUGACCCUGAGUGUGCAAACAGGGGAUGGGACAGGGCAGAGGGUCACAGGGAGCAAGGACACCUCCAGCUGGUGAAGACUCCUCUGAGCUGAGCCAUCCAGGCACUUUGGGACUGUGCUCUGGAUGUAAAGACUCACAUGCUUGCUUUUGGUACCUUUGCAUGGAGGCUGUCAUCGGUAUGAGGGGACGUGAUUCGCACUAAAUUUCCGUGCUUUUUUUUUUCAAAGGAAGAGGGGGAAACCUUUAUGCCCACGCCUGAUCAGCCGCAUUAUUUAACAGACGAUUAAGGGACUUAGUGAAAUGACACCUGCAUUGGUUGUUUGUUGUAGGUGAACCUCAAAUAGAGCCUUUUUAUAUAACCUAUACAAAAAUCUAUUGAAAAAAUAUGUAUGAUUCAACAAACUAUAUGUUAGAAAAAAAUAUUCUUUUCACAUGGUUGGCCACAGAGUAAACUGUCCUCCUGAUGCAUCACAGGGCUGCCAGGAGUCACCAGCCUCAACCACCCACUACCUACACGCUCCAGGAUGACUCCGUGCCAAUUCAACACCUUACCUGCUGGCUGAUUAUCUGGUGAAUUUUGAGUUUUUACAGGGGUCUUAAAGAACAGCAUUUUCAUUUUACCUACCUGUUGGUCUGUUAUGUUUGGUGCUUUCUGGCUCUUUGGCACAUGGAGAUAGCUUGUGGGCAGGAUGACACAUUUCACAAGUCGUGCAGGGCUCUUCAACUAAAACCCUCCACUCUCAUGGCGUCUGAAGAUUCAUCCAGGGGCUCGUUUCUUUACCAGGUUAUUUUUGUUGACUUACUUUUCUUUUUCCUGUUGAGAAAAAAAAGGCUUUUAGCUCUGGACAAACUGUAGAAUAAAGGAUGCACAGGUAAAAAUUGUUUCUGUUUAUAUAUUUUAACACAUUUGUUGAUUAAAAAGGUCUUCAUUUUGUAACAAUUUGUAUUGAUGUUCUGAGAGAUGCUUUAGUAAAAGAAUAAACUAUGCAGGCACUAGUGUUAA